This is a messenger RNA of Limulus polyphemus (Atlantic horseshoe crab), 1266 nucleotides long. RefSeq names its product corticotropin-releasing factor receptor 1-like. Gene Ontology annotation, biological process: cell surface receptor signaling pathway; adenylate cyclase-modulating G protein-coupled receptor signaling pathway. NCBI's taxonomy places the organism in Eukaryota, Metazoa, Arthropoda, Merostomata, Xiphosura, Limulidae. Gene Ontology annotation, cellular component: plasma membrane. The transcript is spliced from 12 exons. The record is from RefSeq and is a predicted model, not a curated record. Gene Ontology annotation, molecular function: G protein-coupled peptide receptor activity; peptide hormone binding. Bases 1 to 1266 code for a protein of 421 amino acids.
AUGCCGAUAGUUGAGGAGAUAGGAUCAAAUGCUGAUUGUGUUCGCUGUAGCGCCAUCUGGGAUUCUGUUUACUGCUGGCCUGAGACUCCUGCAGGACAGAUUGUGAUAAAAUCUUGUGCUGAAAUAUUUGCAUCAGCUGAUGUUAAUCUAAAGCCAUCAGAACAAAAAAUAGUUGGUAAUGCCUAUAGAAAAUGUAAUGAAGAUGGAAACUGGCUAUGGGGAAACUGGACCAAUUACACCGAAUGUCUUGAAUUUAGUACAACGCGUCCGGUUGCAGUACCUAUCCUGGUGAGUUACAUCCUCUUGGUGGGGUCUGUAAUAUCACUCUUCUUCAUGUCAAUAACACUCUUCGUCUUCUUAUAUUUCAAGUCACUUCGAUGUCCCCGGAUUCGUGUACAUCAAAACCUUGUAGUAGCUCUCAUUGUUCAUGCUGUCAUGUUGAUCCUACUCUCUCUCCAUGUUGUAGUGGGCGGUACAUUUUGGUCAACAUAUCUGGAAGUAGGCUGGUUGUGCCGAACGGUCCUGACUAUCAAGAUGUAUUCUGGAUUAGCAUGCAUAAACUGGAUGUUUAAUGAAGGUCUUCUUCUUCACAGCAGAACAGCCACCUCUGUUUUUCGAAGAGAUGCACCAUUCAAACUAUACUAUUUCAUCGGCUGGGGUUUUCCCAUCAUUAUCGUGACUGCUUGGGCUAUAACCAUGAACUUUUACGUAGAUUCAUCAUGUUGGCAAGGUUAUGGUGACUACCCCUAUGUGUGGAUAAUUACAACUCCAAUGUUGCUGACUCUUAGUGUGAAUUUCUUCUUCCUGGUGAACGUCAUUCGAAUCCUGGUCACCAAACUCCACUCUCGAGAAGUUACACAUAUCGGACGAGCUGUCAAGGCGACUGCUUUGCUUUUCCCUUUAUUGGGCGUUUCCCACUUGCUGUUCUGUGUGAAUCCACAUGAUGAUGCUGGAAUAGAAGAGGCCUACAUGAUCUUCAACGCCAUUCUUCAGUCCUCACAGGGCUUGUUUGUGUCUAUCUUCCACUGUUUUAUGAACACAGAGGUACAAAAAGUCCUGAGGAAUGCUUAUCUUCGAGCUAUUGCUCGCCGCAGUGCCAAUUCUGGUUCAAGAAAUCAAAACCUCUCUCAUACUUACUCUUUCUACGGCGACGUUUCUGCCUCCUGUAGCCACCGCCACAAGAGGGCUUCUCCAAAGAAUGCUAACAUUCGCAUGUUAGAAGUAACUGACGGCAAGAUUUCUGAUGUUACAUGUACUCAGGUGUAG